Hyaloperonospora brassicae is the source of this 1314-nucleotide messenger RNA. The record is from the annotation of a GenBank genome assembly. Lineage: Eukaryota; Oomycota; Peronosporomycetes; Peronosporales; Peronosporaceae.
AUGGAGGGCAGCAGUCCCCACAACGACAUCAUCGACAUCGACGAGACGGCCGCAGCAGAUGAGGUUCUGCUGCACCUGAUCCGCUCCAUUGCGCUCUUCCUCUCUGUCGUUCUCGCGCAGACGGCACAGGCGGCGACGACGGCCGCUGAGCUCGCACAGGUUUUCCUCGCGGGCACUGCCCCCACGUCCGACGUGUUGAGCGCUCCACUGACAGCAGACGCAGUGCUCUGUCGAGUCCAUGCGACGCUCUUUGCCUGGGCGCGUCGUGAAGUGCAUGCAAACUGCGACGUCGACGGCUUCCUGCAAGAACAGCGGGUGCUCGCGAUCAUGAAGACGCUGUUUCGACACCAGCGGACGCAACCAGCAGUCCAGUGUCGAAUACUCGUCGCGCUCUUGACGUCGUACUUGACACGGCUCAAGGCGCCGCUGGUCCAGUGUGAACCUGCUGGGAUGCUGGCGUCGACCCUGGACUAUCUCCUGGUAACCAAACAAACCACUAGCGAUAGUGGAGAACCUGUGCCCGAGCCAGUGCUGUACCCGCUCGUGAAUGCAGUGGAUUCCAUCACUAUCGAACAGCGCGAGUGCCUCGACGCGCUGGUCAAAUUACUGCGCUGGUUCUCUGCGCACGACCCAUUUCACAAGGUUCUUGCUGCGUUUAUCGCCACACAUCACGCCAAACUGAUUGGAGUCCACGAUACCGCAGCGACACGUGAGAGCAGCGAUCGAAACGUUGACAAUGCACUGGGGAUCUGCUUCGUCCAGACGCUUCUACAGUACCCCGACCACAUUUUUCGACGAGAUUUUCAGUGUGAGCCGUUUGUCUCUACUCUCUCGCACUCGGAUACUGAAGACGAUGAUGAUUCAAGUGAAGAUGCGGCCUCGUCUCACAUGAACGACGUCUCGGAUCACUUGUUCGCAGCAGGUGUUGGCAAGACUUGUACCGAAAGCUCAGUGGACAUGGACUCGAAUGCCGGGGAUGAGCCUGCCGUGAUCUCUACAAACUUGUCGAAGCUCAAGCACGAGAAAGUUCUGGUCCUUCGUCAUACUCGCCGUGCGAGAAAGACAGAGACUGCAAUGCUCAAGAAAGCGGCGGCACCUUCAUUGUGCAAGCACACAAAACAUACGAAGGCAAUGGCACCCGAAACUCCCCGCAGCACAAAGCCUGUCGACACAAUUGAAGACAAGCGCGAAUUCUCGAUUCGAAGAAAAAAAGCAGACGGAAUCUCACUGCUGGACGUGCAUCCAGUGUUCGUGGGCAUUGCUGCUGUAGCGGGGACGCUGGCUGCGCUGCUGUGUGCUUUUUGCCACUUGUGA